Messenger RNA from Penicillium maclennaniae, 420 nucleotides. It is a transcript of the gene acpA, whose product is annotated as acyl carrier protein. The record is from RefSeq and is a predicted model, not a curated record. The transcript has 6 exons. Gene Ontology annotation, molecular function: acyl carrier activity; acyl binding. Gene Ontology annotation, biological process: fatty acid biosynthetic process. Gene Ontology annotation, cellular component: mitochondrion. NCBI's taxonomy places the organism in Eukaryota, Fungi, Ascomycota, Eurotiomycetes, Eurotiales, Aspergillaceae. The coding region runs from base 1 to 420 and encodes 139 amino acids.
AUGUUCCGCUCCGCCAUCGCCCGCUCCUUGAGGGCUUCCGCCCCCCGUGUCGCCGUCAAGACCCAGGCUCCCUUCCAGAUCCGCAGCUCCCCCAUUGCUGCUCGCGUCCCUCAAUUCACUCCCGUCUUCGUCUCUCAGUCCAUUCGUGCCUACUCCGCGCCUGCCGGUCUGAACAAGGAGGAGGUUGAGGGCCGGAUAGUCAACCUGCUCAAGAACUUCGACAAGGUUUCCGAUGCCAGCAAGAUCAACGGCGCCUCUCACUUCUCGAACGACCUCGGUCUUGACAGCUUGGACACCGUCGAGGUGGUUAUGGCCAUUGAGGAGGAGUUCAGCCUUGAGAUCCCCGACAAGGAGGCCGACCAGAUCCACAGUGUUGAGAAGGCUGUUGAGUACAUCCUGGCUCAGCCCGAUGCUCACUAA